AUAUUUUGAUUAAACAGGAGAUCGCGGAGACAAAGGAGACGCCUCUACAUCACUUGGAUUCAUGAAAACAGAUUACGAAGCGUUUGGCGACCGAUUCGAGGCGGUUGGCCGCCCCGGCCCUCCCGGACCACCAGGCGAAGUGGGUUUAAGGGGUCCGCCGGGUAUUAAGGGAGACGCCGGACAACAAGGAGAACCCGGCAGCAAAGGAGAUGUGGGCCCAAUGGGUUUACCCGGACCUAUGGGCAUGAAAGGGGAGUCGGGAUCGGCCUCCUCCUCGUCCACCGAUCUGAUGGUAUGAAAACAAAACCCAAACCCCAAACAAAAAACACUAAUAACAAUCCGCUGCUAUUUAUUUGAUGUGUUUGUCCGCUAAUAAUAAUACUCAUCCAUGUCUUCAUGUUUAUGACACACGAAAACGAAAUGCAUUUUU
Oppiella nova is the source of this 430-nucleotide messenger RNA. Lineage: Eukaryota; Metazoa; Arthropoda; Arachnida; Sarcoptiformes; Oppiidae. The record is from the annotation of a GenBank genome assembly.